Messenger RNA from Funneliformis geosporum, 309 nucleotides. The record is from the annotation of a GenBank genome assembly. Lineage: Eukaryota; Fungi; Glomeromycota; Glomeromycetes; Glomerales; Glomeraceae.
AUGAUCCAAAACCACUAAAGCAAAUAUGUCUUGUCAAUGUUGAAAUAGAACCAGACCCACACUGGAUCACAAUCAUUUGCAGAAAUCAAACUAUAAUUGGUGUUUUAUUAUGGAAAGAGCAUAUCAUCUCAACAUACUCGAAUGGAUGUGGAAGAGCAAAAUCUGAAAAUGAUUUCGUGAUAAAGUAUCCUGUUAAGGCUCCGGAGGAAGGUGAAGAGGAUCUGGAGGAGAAAGAAUAUAUGGGCGGUCCAAUUAGGAUCAAAAUUAGUGCGGAAGAUUAUUUUACUUCUAGCUUUCUUAAACUGCCAG